Messenger RNA from Fonsecaea erecta, 1023 nucleotides. Its product is annotated as malate dehydrogenase, NAD-dependent. Gene Ontology annotation, molecular function: L-malate dehydrogenase (NAD+) activity. Gene Ontology annotation, biological process: tricarboxylic acid cycle; malate metabolic process. The record is from RefSeq and is a predicted model, not a curated record. Gene Ontology annotation, cellular component: cytoplasm. The transcript is spliced from 5 exons. NCBI's taxonomy places the organism in Eukaryota, Fungi, Ascomycota, Eurotiomycetes, Chaetothyriales, Herpotrichiellaceae. The coding region runs from base 1 to 1023 and encodes 340 amino acids.
AUGGUCAAAGCUGUCGUUCUCGGUGCCUCUGGCGGCAUCGGCCAGCCAUUGUCUCUUCUCUGCAAGAUCUCUCCCGUCAUCGAUGAGCUCGCACUGUUCGAUGUCGUCAACACCCCCGGUGUCGCAGCCGACCUGUCACACAUCUCCUCUGUCGCUACCAUUGGCGGCUACGUCGCAGCUCCAGGUGACUUCAAGGGAGAAAAACCAGAGACGGAAGAAGCAAAAAAGAAGGCUUUGACUGGUGCAGACAUUGUCAUCAUUCCCGCCGGUGUCCCUCGCAAGCCUGGCAUGACUCGGGACGACCUGUUCAAGAUCAACGCAGGAAUCGUCAAGGGCCUCAUCGAAGCUUGUGCCAAAUACUGUCCCAAGGCAUACAUCUGUGUCAUCUCAAACCCUGUCAACUCCACCGUCCCCAUUGCCGCUGAGGUUCUGAAGGCAGCUGGUGUUUUCGACCCUAAACGGCUGUUUGGUGUCACCACUCUGGACGUCGUCCGUGCUCAGACCUUCGUGGGAGAGAUCAUUGGCGAGAAAGACCCGAGAAAGUUGACCAUUCCUGUGAUCGGAGGCCACUCUGGUAACACCAUUGUACCGCUAUUCAGCCAAGCGAAGCCUCCCGUCAACAUCCCCUCGGACAAACUGGAUGCUUUGGUGCACCGUGUCCAGUUUGGUGGUGACGAGGUUGUCAAGGCCAAGGACGGUGCUGGUUCCGCCACUCUGUCCAUGGCAUAUGCCGGUUUCAGAUUCGCCGAAGCCCUGAUCAAGGCAUCCAAGGGUGAAAAGGGCAUCGUUGAGCCAACAUUCGUCUAUCUCCCUGGUGUCCCUGGCGGUGAGGCUAUUGCCAAGGCAACUGGCUGUGACUUUUUCUCCGUUCCUGUUGAACUCGGGCCCAACGGCGCGGAGAAAGCCAUCAACAUCCUCGAAAGCGCCAAUGACUACGAAAAGAAGCACCUCGAAGAAGCGAUCAAGGGCCUCAAGACCAACAUCGAGACCGGUAUCAGCUUCGUGAAGAACCCUCCCAAGUAG